Didymodactylos carnosus is the source of this 1566-nucleotide messenger RNA. The record is from the annotation of a GenBank genome assembly. Lineage: Eukaryota; Metazoa; Rotifera; Eurotatoria; Philodinida; Philodinidae.
AUGAUGUCAUCUGAACAAUUUUAUACUAAAAGUCCUCUGGAAUACGAAACAGAAUAUCUGAUAAUUACAUCCAUUGAUGAUGAAUCAUGUUUGGAACAACGCAAUCAAUAUGUUAGAAUUUACUUAGAUGAUAAGUUGAAAUCAUUACCAGAAACUAACUCUAACGAUGGAGUUUAUGUUGAUGGUUUUAAAAUGAAAUCAAUGGUAUUCAAAUCAAAGAAAAUGAAUGAAUUUGAUUCAAACACGGGAAAAAUUAUAGAAAUAACUGAACCAACUUUAAAUCAAGAUUAUCUAAACGUCUGUAUAAUAACUUCAUUAGAAAAUUUUGAUUUAACAUUAUUGUCAUCUCGAGUUGGAAUAUUCAGUGAUUUAUCAACGCACUAUUGGUGGCUGUUACGUAAAAGUAUCCAUUGUCAACCUCAAAUGUGUUCAUUACUAGCACCAGCAUUUAAUUUACCACUAUCGAAAGAUAUUGCUAAACAAGCAUUAUCUGUUUUAAAAUAUUAUGAUAUAUUCAAAUCGAUAUUAUGGUCAUUAAAUUCGUAUCGUUCAAAUAAAAAAAAUGAUUAUCUUUCUACUACCUCACGUAUAUAUCCCGUAAUUUCUCUCAACUUUAAACCAAGUAUUUUAAAUUGGUUUUUUGAACGUGUUGCGAAUCAUGAACGUUUAAAAUCAGUUUUAACCGAUGAAAAUCUCAAAGUUUAUCUUGCUGGAUGUGGAAAUAAACGUAAUAAAUUUAUUUACAAUUUUUCAAUGUUUGAAGACUCUAUCAUUGCCAGUUUUAAUCUUACUGAGCGUGAUUUAUAUUCGUUAGUAAAACGUUUUUCAUUCAAAUAUUUUUACAAUUUAAAAUACGAUUAUUUUUUAAAAACUAGUGUAUUGUGGGUAUGUGAAAUGUACGAAUUAGAACAGUAUCAUGAUUCAUUUGAAGUAUGGAUUAGUUUUUUACAAGAUACAUUUCGACAUUGUCAUUGUCCACAUUAUUUUGUUGAAAAUAUAAAUGUAUUUCAAGACAAAGAUGGUAUGUUCGAUAUUUUAUCAUCAAUUAAUUAUUUAAAUAUUGAUCAAAUCGUUCAAUCAUUAGCCAUUGAAAAUCUCUAUCCUUAUUUGCAUACAUACAAUGAAAUGAUACAUGAACUUGAGCAAUUUCUUGAUAAAAAUCCCGUGCUAAAAGUCAAAAUGAAUAUGUUAUACAAUAUUAUUGUUCGACCAUUUUUCUCUUACAAUGACAAUCAACCAGUGAAAGAAAUAUGUAGUAUACUCUGUCAUCUUUGUAUUCUAGAAAUGAAUGAAGAUAAUGGCGAUGGUCAGCAAGGAUUUUGGUGGACAACAUGGAAACAAUUAUUUAUUGAUUAUGAUCGAGAUGAUAUUGUUUUAUUACCUUCUUCAUCAAAAUGUGAUUAUAAUCCUGGACAAUUUGCAUUAUACAUGACAAAUAGUGUAUUGAAUAUAAUGAAAGGAAGAAUAAUUGAAAAUACAUUGAAAAAUUAUGAUCAUAGUGCAUUUGUCUUAUACAAUGAUUAUUAUAAAGCAUUAGAAGAUUUGAGAAAUCAAGAACUUCUUUAA